UUGUGGAAGUAGUGCUAAGAGUUCAUUAAGUUUGGGAAGCUUAAUCAGGAGGCAUGGUUAAAGAAAAAAAUUCAGAAGAGAAAUCACGCCGAGAAAAGCGAAAAGAAGCCCGAUUUGGAAAGAAAGCACAAAAGCAUCAAGCUUGGCUCCAACAUCAGGAAUAUCGAAAUCUUCGGAAAAAACCUGGGAAUUCAAACUCAAAAAAAGUGAGCAAAUUGAAUAAUUGUUAGAACAAAAUGUACAGGAGAAAGAAAUUUUACAAUCAAAGGGUAAAGCCUGAGAGACAUCAGAAUUCAGAGACUUCUAACAAGCCACUGUCUGUGGGACUUAAUGGUUCUAGUUCAUCAAAGGUGGUGGAAAGAAAGAAGGGUUCUAAAGGAAAUUUGAAAAAGACAAAGUUUGAAGAGUAUCUUGAGAUGGGGAUGCAGAGUGCUGCUGCAUCUGCAGAGGAGGAUUUGGAACUGGAAAGGAAACUUGCAAAGAAACUAAAGGUGAAGAGUGGAAAAUUGAGAGGAGAGGAUGAUGAUGUCAAUUUGUUAUUUGAAGGGUUCCCAUCUAUUAUCGAUUCUUUAGGGGAAGAACUCCCAAUUGCUGAGGGAUUUCCUGACAAGAGCUCUAAAAGUAAGAAACUUAAGAAGAAAAAAUUGUUGGAAGAAGGGCCAGAAAGUGACAUUUUAGGUGACCCUAGUGUUAGAUCUUCUAAAUCCAUUGAAACAUGUGAUGCAUUAAUGUCGGAAGAUGUUCCUGCUGAUGCGCCUUUGAGGAAGAAGCGUCGGAAAAGAAAGUUGUUGGAGCAAGGAAAAAAUGGUGAUGUGGUGGGUGAUACAAAUGUUAGUGCAUCCAAGCCAGUUGUGUCUUGUGCUGUAGAAGUGGUGUCGGAAGAAGUUCCUGGCAAGGCACCUGCGGGUAAGGGAGAUGGAAAAUAUGUUGCUCCUCAUUCAAGAGCUUGUUCACAAAAGGAAUCAGAACAGUAUCUCCAAAUACGCAGACAUAUACGAGGUCUUCUGAAUAGAUUGUCUGAAUCUAACGUGGAAUCAAUUACGGGGGAGAUCUCGAGAAUCCUUCUUUCUAUUGCUCGUGGUACUGCUUCCCAGAUAAUCAGUGAGGAGGUUUUGGCAUCUUGUUCUGGCGGUCCUCGUGGCAAUGAACACCGUGGCUUCCUUAGCCAACUUCCUAAAGAAGUUUUUGAGAAACUACUAUCUCACGAGUUGAGAUAG
Messenger RNA from Juglans regia (Persian walnut), 1217 nucleotides. Its product is annotated as nucleolar MIF4G domain-containing protein 1-like. Gene Ontology annotation, molecular function: RNA binding. Gene Ontology annotation, cellular component: nucleolus. NCBI's taxonomy places the organism in Eukaryota, Viridiplantae, Streptophyta, Magnoliopsida, Fagales, Juglandaceae. Gene Ontology annotation, biological process: ribosomal small subunit biogenesis. The record is from RefSeq and is a predicted model, not a curated record.